AUGGGGUUAUUAUUCGCAAAGUUCUGGAGCUUGUUCUCAUCAGAAGAGCACAAAGUCAUAAUAGUGGGACUUGAUAAUGCUGGAAAGACAACCAUAUUGUAUCAAUUUUUAAUGAAUGAAGUGGUUCACACUUCACCAACGAUAGGCAGCAAUGUAGAGGAAGUUUUAUGGAAGAAUAUAAGAUUUAUAAUGUGGGAUAUUGGAGGACAAGAAUCACUGAGAGCAUCUUGGAGCACUUACUACUCUAACACAGAAUUUGUUAUUUUAGUUAUUGACAGUACCGAUAGAGAGAGACUUUCUAUAACAAAGGAGGAAUUGUACAAAAUGUUGGCGUUUGAGGACUUGAAAAAAUCAUUCCUUCUGGUGUAUGCUAACAAACAAGAUUUAAAAGGCGCAAUGACUGCUGCAGAAAUAUCAUACCAGCUUAAUUUAACAUCAAUUAAGGAGCAAGGAUGGCAUAUACAAGGAUGUUGUGCCCUUACCGGGGAAGGGUUGUAUCAAGGUCUGGAUUGGAUUGGUAGUCGAAUCAAAAGGUAA
Molecule: messenger RNA, 537 nt
Organism: Helobdella robusta
Lineage: Eukaryota; Metazoa; Annelida; Clitellata; Rhynchobdellida; Glossiphoniidae
Exons: 6
Coding region: 1-537 (178 amino acids)
Biological process (GO): intracellular protein transport; vesicle-mediated transport; protein localization to Golgi membrane
Cellular component (GO): cytoplasm; trans-Golgi network
Molecular function (GO): GTP binding; GTPase activity
Source: RefSeq, a predicted model, not a curated record